CUGGACUGUUUUGUUCCGGAACCUACUUGGCCGAAUCCGGUACCUCUCGUGCCAUGAAAAAUAAUUUUCACUUUUUGCUAUGUAACAAUUAUAAUAAAAGCGAUCAAAGUUCAUUCGAGUUGCCUCUUCGUCAAUUAUCCUGCCCCCUCAUCUCUCCAGAGUUGCACUUCAUCAUUUGUUUCCUUAUAGAAUCAUAGCUGCAUGAAGGGUUCUGGAGGAAUUUUCUAAAGUUACGGAAUUACUGCUGUCUGUUCAGAAAUAAAUUAAAUCAUUCAGAAUAGCCUAAUACGUCAUGAGAAGCCCUAUAAUUUAGCUACAGAGGACCAAUGGCCCCUUUUUUAAAUAGCCUAGCUGCGGAUUGUAGCCCAAUAACAAAGAAUAGCCUACAGUCGGGAACGCGAGGCAAAUCUGUCAGUGAAAAAACAGCAGGCAGACAAAACAGGCCUUUUGCAAUAUUUCAAAUACAAUCGAGGGAAAACACAGAUUGAAAAGCAAUGACUCUUGCUGAAAAGAUAAGACUAUGCUGUAGACUACCAAAAUAUUUGAUCAAAACCCAAACAUUGUUUUACAAAACAGAGAGAGGGAGAGAUAGCCUUUUGACACGAGCGCAUCGACAAUCUCCAGCGAGUGAGCUGCGCAUCAUUGGGAUUACUUCCACGUGCAACUGUCAGACGACAAGCAGGUGAGGCACUUCCUGGAGCUGAGCUAUGCUGGUGCCAUCCUUCGGGACAGCUGGGUCCUGACAGACGUUGGCAUCACCCCUAGCAGUGCCAUCUGCUGCCUGCUGAAGCGGGAGCCGGUGGUGCGUGUGUUCAGUGCCGUGACGGGGGAGACCCUCUCAGUCUUGGGCACUGUGUUUCUCCUGAGUACGUCUGUGGCCAGGCUCAUGACCCUGGUGUCCCAGCAGUGUGGGCUUCCCGUCAGCUCCUUCAGACUGAGCUCUCCCACCAGCCUGCAACUCUACGACUGCAACUGGCUGCACGACUACGCCAUUGACCUGGGUAUGGCCUUCCUUGUGCAGUAGAUCAAUGGUCCUCUGGCUCAACACCUUAUGGAUGUAACAUAGAGACAAAUGGACUGUAUGGAACACAUUCUUGGUUCAUGGAAACCAGGAGGACAACCUGCAUGUGUCUCUGUCUCCCAGGGGCUACUCUACGGUUGGACACCUGGGAUGGGUGGGCGGAGUCCCUCAGAGGCUGCUUCCUGGGACACAGACUGACCGUCCAACGACACCUGUCUAGGGAGAGACCUGUGAGGAGGUUCCAGCUCCGGGUGGCACUCUACAUCGCUGCUUCUCUGGGCCACCUGGACCUGGCCGGCUGGCUGCUGGAGAGGGGGGUGCGUGUCAUUGAGCCGGUGGGGGUUCACCCUUACCGUGAGUGGUGCCACCAGACGGCCCACCCCGACGUCGCCAAGUGUCCCGCUGUCGCCUCCAUCGAGCUCGGCCAGCUCACCAUCCUCAAACUCUGUAUCGCCAGCAGCGUUCUGACCCUUGCCUGUCAGGAUCCCCAGGGUCGUGACCCCCUGAGGAUCGCCCUUCAGUACGGCCACAGGGAGUGUGUGAGUCACCUGGCCACCAAGCUGUGCUCUGUGGUGGUCCUCCCAGGUAUGGCCCUGCCCAUGCGGACAUACCUCCAGAUAAAGGGCUGGGUGAGGCUGGGGCAGAGGAGGGCAGCAUCCAGGCACUGCAUGGGCCUCAACAGGGCUCCGUUCAGGACCAGGGUGGGCGACACGGUCCUGGUGGACGGCUUCACCCUCCCCAAGAUGUCUUCCAAGCCCAGGAGGAGUGAGGCCAAGGCGGGUAUCAGGGUGAUGUCCACAGCCUCUCAAAGUUUGACCCCCAUCAACUGCCCAUCUCAUGUAACCUGCCAGCUCCGCGCCCUGGCAUCCCAGGAUAAACCUCUUCAACUACCGAAGCAACACCCUGUGGCCACGAGUGAUGAAAGAGAGAAGAAGAGGGGAUGUGGAGGGAAGGGAUGUGAGGAGGAUGAGAGUGGGGAUCAGAACAGCAACCAAUGGAGGAGCAGAGUCCCGCUCCCGCCCAUUUCCAGAGACACCAAUCUCAGACCUGUGUUUGCCUCGCCAAACUCCGCCCAGAUACUCACCACCUCACUGGAGGCCUUUUCUCUCCACUGCGACCGCACACCCAGAGAAAACGCCAUAUACUGUUUGGCCUUGGCCAGUGAACAAGAUGAGACUUUGGAACGGAUGAUGCCUGAAACAAUGCGGACAACUUAGAAUUUCGUUCCUUUGGAUGAGGCUUAUAGAUAUAGUCAGUACUGUGUUUGAUUUGUGUGCAGAAAGUUUACAACGGCAGGCAGUGGAUUCUCAGUCAUUCCUCUCAAGGAACAAAAAACGUAUCAUAUUUCACUGGCUAUUUGUAGUAGCCAAAUGUGAAUGGAAUUAUUAUUAUUCUAGAAUCAUUCAGUUGACUGAAUGUGACUGUGGUUGUGCUGUAUGUGACUAUGUGGUUGUACUGAA
This is a messenger RNA of Oncorhynchus mykiss (rainbow trout), 2481 nucleotides long. NCBI's taxonomy places the organism in Eukaryota, Metazoa, Chordata, Actinopteri, Salmoniformes, Salmonidae. The record is from RefSeq and is a predicted model, not a curated record.